This is a messenger RNA of Thamnophis elegans (Western terrestrial garter snake), 1542 nucleotides long. It is a transcript of the gene ZNF385C, whose product is annotated as zinc finger protein 385C. The record is from RefSeq and is a predicted model, not a curated record. The transcript is spliced from 8 exons. Gene Ontology annotation, cellular component: nucleus. Gene Ontology annotation, molecular function: nucleic acid binding; zinc ion binding. The coding region runs from base 1 to 1542 and encodes 513 amino acids. NCBI's taxonomy places the organism in Eukaryota, Metazoa, Chordata, Lepidosauria, Squamata, Natricidae.
AUGAAGCGUCCCUUGACCCCCUUCCACUCCCCCGGGAGUGGUAUUUGUGGAAGCCUGGCAGAGAACUCGUGCAUAGGAAGUCCUCCAGAGCAGCGUUCAAAGAGAGAGAAAAAGCACCCAUCAUUCACUCUCUGUGAAGUGUGUAAUAUCCAACUCAAUUCUGCUGUCCAGGCCCAGAUCCAUUUCAAUGGAAAGUCUCACCAGAAACGCCUCAAACAUCUUAACAAAGGCAAAGUCCUGUCAAGUGCAGGACCAGCUAAUCACAACAACUCCCUCUUAGCCUCGCUUCCCAUCCCAGGACGGUCUUUACAUCCAUCACUGGAUAUCAAGCAUUUUCUGACUUUCCGCCUCAAUGGCACCCCUCCACUCAACCUUUUUCCUAAUUUCAAUACGAUGGAUCCAGUACAAAAGGCAGUAAUCAACCAUACCUUUGGUGUUCCCAAUCCACUUAAGAAGAAGCAGUUCAUCUCUUGUAAUAUUUGUCAUCUGAGAUUCAACUCUGCGAAUCAAGCUGAGGCACAUUACAGAGGCCACAAGCAUGCCCGGAGACUCAAAGCCAUUGAAGCAGUGAAAAAUAAGCACAAGACAGCUGACAAUAGCAGCAGCAGCCAAGAAAAAAUGGCUAACUUUGAAGCUGCACUAGAUAUCAGCAGAGACACCACCACCAACAGCAGCAGAGCACAACCCAGUAGCUUGCUAGGAUUGAGUCAACCAAUGGCAGAACAUUGCAACCUCAUGCUGAUGUCCCCGACAGAGGAAUCACCAGCCAAGAUACCUACUGGCGUCCUGUCCCUGGUGUCCCCAUCAGUUUCAGAGCCCUUGGAAGUUGCUUCAGAUAGUGCAAGUGUGAGACCAGCAGCAGCAGCUGGUAUGGAGGUGCCAGCAACUGAAUCUGGAGGAACCGCCGGCUCAGCAGCAGAGGUGGAGAAAGAGGGAAAGAAAAUCAAGCAGCACUUGUACUGUCCCACUUGCAAAGUAACAGUUAACUCUGCCUCUCAGUUGGAGGCUCAUAAUUCUGGAGCAAAGCACAAAUUGAUGCUGGAAGGGCAGACUGUUUUGCCAAGGCGAAGCCGAGGGAAGGUUCUCUCUCGAGCAGGACACAAACCCAAACGGAUUGGAAGUAAGGGCAGCCUCAACAUUCAGAACAAGGCCUUCCAAUGCCAGGUGUGCGAGAUCUUUGUCAACUCAGAGACACAACUCAAACAGCACAUGAGCAGUAGACGUCACAAAGACAGGCUUGCAGGGAAGCCACCAAAGCCCAAAUACAGCCCGUACAGCAAACUGCAGAAGAAUACUGCCCUGGCAGUGAGUAUUCUCAAGUCCAAAGUGGCUCUGCAGAAGCAUCUUACGAAGACCUUGGCUGCCCGGUUCCUGCCAAGUCCUCUGGCACCCGCCACUGUGUGUACUUUGCCCAGCCCAUUAACUCUCCGACCAGCUGCUGCUACCCUCUUCCAAGCACCCAUCUUUGGACCAGCACUUUUUCGAUCUCCCCCAGGCCCUGUGCGAGCAGCUACAGGCCCCAUUGUUUUUGCCCCUUACUAG